This is a messenger RNA of Penicillium paradoxum, 189 nucleotides long. RefSeq lists its product as uncharacterized. The transcript has a single exon. The coding region runs from base 1 to 189 and encodes 62 amino acids. NCBI's taxonomy places the organism in Eukaryota, Fungi, Ascomycota, Eurotiomycetes, Eurotiales, Aspergillaceae. The record is from RefSeq and is a predicted model, not a curated record.
AUGUCACCCCUUGAGGAUCCACAAGUUGAUCGGUUUAAGAAUGCUUCGGAGCUCAAUGCAUCGCAUGCAAUAAAAAUCCGGACCGAAACGCAGAGACACGAUUCGGUGGAGCUGGGUGUGGGUGGCAUCCCAAAUACGCGCUGGACGCGUAAAGUGCGCACUAUUCCUCUUUCGGUCGUUAUCAUGUGA